AAUCAGGUGCUCCUGAGGGUAAAAUGAAUUUUAAAAUCAUUUUCUUUCUCGCGGCAAUCGUCGUCGUCAGUUACGCUGAGGUUAAAGAAGCCAGAGAAAGCAGAGACGUACAAACAGAGAAGCUAGAUUACAUCGCAAGUCCCGAUGCUGCACUUUAUAGAAAACUAUCCGGCUCUCCUAUGAGGAGGAAAAGGUACUGGUUUCCCUCCGUGUACGAUGAAGAAGAAGUCGCGAAGCCUUCGGAUACCGAUAAGAAGCUCGAGGCCAUCAUAAAAUCGCUAGAGGAACUCAUCAAGCAGUUGCAAGUGAAAAAUUCUGCUCCUCAAAAUGCUCAGCCUUACGUCUAUUACCCAGUUCCUACGCGUCCAGGAACCGGGCCUUCUUCAGGACCAACUGCUCAUUCUGCUCCAGUGACUCCUGCGCCUUCGAGGGCGUUCACCCCUCCCGAAGUCUCGUCAAUUCCCGAGUCUACGGUUCACACCAUCAAGGUGGAGGUCGUGCCGUGCGCGAAAUGUUCUCCUCAAGAGGAGCCGAGCAAGAAGAACCCGGAGGCAGAGUCAGAAAAGCGCGUGACACCCGCUAAACCGUCAAAGUCGGACAGAGACGCCGAAACGCCUGUAUUGAACGAAGAGAAACCGGCAAAUUCAAAGGAAGGUUCGAAAGAUGAUAAAGACACUCCAAAAGAGCCGCAGCCAAUGAAAUUACCCGAGUUUCCUGACGAGAAGGACUCGAAAGAUUCGGAUGUCACCGCUGAUACAAGCGUGUGAAUGCCCGGGGUCUAACUUCGGUCUAGUUUCACCUGAUUUACAAAAGAGCAAAGCAGAUCUAGGAAUUAGUAAAAUAAAAUUCUAUAAAUACAAUUGCUAGGCCAAACAUCCGAUUUUUUAUCUUUGCGACUAUAAUUGAUUUCGUUUCAACUCUUUAUUUUUCUUCGAAAUCGCGAAAUCUCGAUUUCCUGUUAUCGAGGAUUAAUUACCUGUGUAUUUAUUCAUAGAAAUUUCAUAUUCUUCUGUAAGAAACCUCAAUGCAAUAAUAUAUUAAUAUUUUAUAACCGGUUAGGUUUAUACAAUGAGGGAACUUGUGACAUUUGAUUUUGUGAUUUCAAACAACGACAGAUUUCAUAAGUUUAUAAAUUUAUACAAAGAAUGUUAGCAAAGCAUUUGCCCUUGUACUUUUCUGGUAUGUGAAAUAACUAAUUAUCUUAACGUUGAGGAGAGGAUAAACUAUUUACUGAGACCAUUUCUGACAAGAUGAUAUAAAGUUACACGCAUUAUAAGACUGAUUUAGUUUAGAACGUACAAUUAGACUAGAACAAAAUAUCAGAUUGGUUGUAUCCCUAUACUGUAUUGAUAAGGAUAAAAUAGUGAUGAAAAAAAUAUAUAAUUAUUAAUCUUCGGAAACGACUUGC
Molecule: messenger RNA, 1408 nt
Organism: Neodiprion fabricii
Lineage: Eukaryota; Metazoa; Arthropoda; Insecta; Hymenoptera; Diprionidae
Product: titin-like
Exons: 3
Coding region: 24-767 (247 amino acids)
Source: RefSeq, a predicted model, not a curated record